AGAGGGGGUCUUCACUCAAAUCCCUUUUCAGAGAUCUGAGAAGAAGUGGGAGUGGGUGCUGGGUAAGGUUGCCAUGGUAAUGGGGCUGUUUGGAAAGUUAAGAUCAGGACCCACGUCUAAAGAGGAUGAAGCCUGGUGUAGUGAAGGACCAAAGGGGCUGAUGGAUACAGACACCAGACAGGCCAGAGGGCCUAGGGAGCUGGUCCAGGUGGCUGGCUGCAGGAGAAGCAUGCAAGGUAAAGGGCUUGGCUGGCCACUGCCAAGGUCUGGGCCCAAGACUCUACCUCUUGGCACAUUGUGAGGGAGAGCCCCAGCAUCAUUGUGACCCGCUUACCCCCAGGAGCCUCUGGGACAGGCAGGCGGCUUGGUAGGUACUGUGGCACAGUGGGCUGGGGGCCUAAGGGCCCCGGUGGCCCUAGGGACCCCCAUGGCCAUGAUUGAGCGGCCACGGCCCGGGUGGGCCUCAUAUCACAGCCCCAACGCCAACAAUUGCCAGGAUCUGGGCAACUCCAUCCUGUUGCUGCUGGGCCUCAUCAUCUGCAUUAACAUUGGCAUCAAUAUGGUGACGCUGCUCUGGCAUAGACUCCGUGGCUUCUUACACCACAUGUUCUGCUAUAUUGUUUGUGAGAAAGAAGCUUCUAAGUCACCCUCACCUGGGAAGAAGACCCAACCCCUAAAGCAGAGCUCCCCUGCAGUCCACCUUCGAUGCACUAUGGACCCUGUGAAAAUGACCGUGACCCCCCCACCCACUCGCCGCCAUCGCCGUCGAGGUUCAUCAGCACGCCGUGCCCACCGCCCAGUUGCUUGGGCCCCUGACACUGACGACGAGAAGCCCCCAUAUCGGUACCCGGAAACCUGCUCCCACAACUGGGAUUGCCCUGCAGACUGGGAAGGCUUCCAAUCCACCCAGGGGUUCUGGGCUGCUUGGGCCCAGGAUGCUGUGGAGCCGCCUCCCCAGACCAUCCGCUUCCAGCAGACAACAGAGGGAAGGCCCCUCAAAAGAGAGAUGCUGUCAGAGCUGGGCCUAGAGGCCUAUGUGUACCCUGUAAACCCCCCACCCCCAGGUCCACAGGUCCUGAGCCACAAGAACAGUGGAAAGGGAGUGGCAGGGGCUGAGGGGAAGCAGGAGCAGUGCUCGCUGGCCACGCCAGCUCCACCAGCCCCACUACCUAUUCAGGGCCCAGCAAUAGUCCCAGAUAUCCGCCGGCACCGCUCCUCAGGCCGCAUAAUGUAUGAUGCCCGUGAUGUGAGGCGGCGGCUUCGGGAGCUGACCCGGGAGGUAGAGGCCCUGUCCCACUGUUACCCUUUGGCCUCCGGAUCUAGCACUGCUGAGGGGAUGGGCAAGGACUGGGUAUAUGGUCCCCUGACAGAGAGGUGA
This is a messenger RNA of Pteropus alecto (black flying fox), 1378 nucleotides long. Its product is annotated as spermatid maturation protein 1. Gene Ontology annotation, cellular component: cytoplasm. The record is from RefSeq and is a predicted model, not a curated record. Bases 428 to 1378 code for a protein of 316 amino acids. Gene Ontology annotation, biological process: flagellated sperm motility; sperm individualization. Lineage: Eukaryota; Metazoa; Chordata; Mammalia; Chiroptera; Pteropodidae. The transcript has 3 exons.